GGCCCAAGAAGGUAGUGCGCUUCCGGCCUUCACGAACAGGUUCGUCUCUUCGGCUCCUCCUUGGCUUCGCAAGAGUGGUGCCGCCAGUAGCUCCUCCGCGCUCCGCCGGGACCGACUUGCCGCUGGCCGCCAGGGGCUCCCUCGCCCAGGACCGGCUCCGCCGUCCAACCGUCCUAUCCCCUCCGGCCUCCGCCCAGCACUAGUCAUUGCCCUCUUGCCUACUUGCUGACGUUGGGCGACUGUACAUCGUCCAGACGGUCACAUGUGAAAGCCAUCAAUGGAACGCAUCAUUCAAGAUGAUCUUGACUGACCCCUCUUCCUCUUUCGUUUUCCCCUAUAGAUGGUUCAUAUCCCUCUAAUCCUCAUUUCAAAUGCCAUCUUGGGGAGAAGAAACCUGUUCUGAUUUUAUUCAGUAUUCACUAUAUGGCAUUUGGUUGUAAAUAGACUACGAUCACGAUGACUCUUGAAUAAGUGCGGGAAGCCUACAACACUGGGUACACCCUUUUUUAAAGAAGGGUGGGCCUAGCGCAGCGGUAGAGCCUACCGUCUGUAACUGGAAGGUCCUGGGUUCGAGCCACAACCUCAUAUUAUGCGGGUGAUUCAUAUCAAAGAUCUGAUUCACAUAAUUACCAAGUUCAGCAGUUUUGCCUCUGACGAUAUGGGUUCUUGGGAGGGCCAAGCUAGGCAGCUUUUGUUGGAUGAGGAAGAAGACGAUGAAGAGUUUUUCUUUCUUCUUCUCCCUGCUAUACUUUCAUUCCUCUCUGAAGAGCAAAGCGAAACUGGAGCAGCUAUUGAAAGUUUCGUGGAAUUCAAGAGGAGCACCGCAGCCAAAACGCUCGAAGCUCUUGAAGAAAAGAAGAAGCAUGAUGAAGAUUUCUCUAUUAAAAAGUGUCUAGAGGAGUUGGAUACAAUUGAUGGGCUGACAGAUGAGGAUAGAUCAUAUGCAAUGGAAGUCUUUGAAUCUGGGUUCAACAGAGAAGUGUUUAUGAGUUCAAAAAACCACAAUGUUAGGUUGUUUUGGCUCAAGAGAGAAAUUAAAGCGCUUGCUGCUAUCAUGUGAUGUGAAGUGAAUGUGGUUGUGAAGAGAUAGGCUUACAGAAACCGAAGAAAUCCAACUGCUAGUACCGUUCCAGCGAGAAGACUUCAGCCCUGCUUUCUGAGUGCUUGGUGAACGAUGGAAGGCCUAGGAUGCUGUUUUUGUUUAUGUUGCUUAGAGACGGAUAUUGGAACGAGGAUAUACCUUGUUUGUACGGUAUCGUGCUGCCAAAAUUAAUGCGUUUUAAGCAAUAUUUUGCUAGGCUAACCACGGUUUCUUUUAA
Molecule: messenger RNA, 1319 nt
Organism: Zea mays
Lineage: Eukaryota; Viridiplantae; Streptophyta; Magnoliopsida; Poales; Poaceae
Exons: 8
Coding region: 590-1060 (156 amino acids)
Source: RefSeq, a predicted model, not a curated record